Messenger RNA from Plectropomus leopardus (leopard coralgrouper), 3366 nucleotides. It is a transcript of the gene mertka, whose product is annotated as c-mer proto-oncogene tyrosine kinase a. Gene Ontology annotation, cellular component: signaling receptor complex; plasma membrane. The record is from RefSeq and is a predicted model, not a curated record. Gene Ontology annotation, molecular function: ATP binding; transmembrane receptor protein tyrosine kinase activity; protein binding. Gene Ontology annotation, biological process: protein phosphorylation; phagocytosis; cell surface receptor protein tyrosine kinase signaling pathway. NCBI's taxonomy places the organism in Eukaryota, Metazoa, Chordata, Actinopteri, Perciformes, Serranidae.
CAAGCCUCAGUGAAGCCACUCUAGCGGGUGAUGUUGGAUAUUGUCGGAGUUAAAGUGUCCGGUCCCGCUCUGAACGCAUAGAAGCAAACAACGUUUCCAGCCUGUUGCGGGACAGAAAGCAGCAGUGAAGAGCUCAGACUGGUCAUGGCAAACAAGUCUUCUCCAGGCUGGUUUGGAGUCUUUCUCUCUACAGCAACCUUAGCCAUUAUUGUGGGGAGCCCGGUCAGCGCUCAACAUCCGAGGGGCCGGUUCCACCGUCCCACCAGGACUUCUGAGCCUCUUGUGAUUCCGGCCCGUGUUUCAAAGGUUUACCUGACCCCUGAUCAGCUCAAACGGCUGCACUUUAAACCCACCAUUGGCACCAUCCAGCUGUCAGAGGGUCAUGAAGCUAAAUUCAACUGCUCCAUCGACAUCCCAGAUGCCAGGCUAGAGCCCCCCAUCCUCUGGGUGAAGAAUGGCCAGGAACUGGUAGGAAGUGAACAGGUGGUGAUCAACGAGCUCCAGACUGUCACAGAUGGGGUCACAACUCUCCUCUCUACUGUCAGAAUUAAUCACGUGCAGCGAGUGGAUGCAGGAGAGUAUCGCUGCAGAGUGAGCGUCAGCACGAGGAUAGUAGAGUCUCAGCCGAUCACUAUCGAGGUGGAAGGUUUACCGACAUUUAUCCAGCAACCAGAGGACAGAAAUGUAACCAGAAGCUCACCUUUCACAUUGUUAUGUGAGGCAGUCGGACCUCCAGAUCCUGUUCAAAUCCGCUGGCUCCGUGAUGGAUUAGCUGACAGUGACUUUCAUUUCUCCCCCAGCAGCUACUCUGUGUCAGGUGUGGACAAGUACACUCAGUUCAGCUGUGAAGCAUACAACAUGAAGGGCGUCACCACCUCCAGAGAAGCAAAUAUCAACAUUAAAGUGCUUCCCGGCCCUGUUUCUGAUGUAACUGUGACAGAGAGGCAGUCUAAUAAGUUGAUGUUGAGCUGGAGCCCCGGACAGGAUGGUUUCUCUCCUCUAACUAAAUGCCACAUCAGGGUUAAAGAAGUGAGUCGGAGGCAAGGGGAGGUAAUGACCACCAGGUUCAUCAAUGUCACAGUGCCACCUUUCCAGAGCGAAGUCCCUGGGCUGCAGGCGAUGACAUGGUACAACUUGAGCGUUUCCUGCAGCAAUGAGGUGGGAGCCUCUCCAGUCACCGUGUGGAUCCAGAGCAACACUACAGAGGGAGUGCCAUCAGUUUAUCCUCGAAAUGUCACAGCACAGCUGAAUGAGUCUUGGCUGGUGGUCAGGUGGAAACCUCCCCCAGAUGAUAAGAUAAAUGGCAUCCUGCGUGGUUAUGAUGUUAUCGUCAGACAUGGCACACAAGUAAACAAGGUCCACAGUUACACCACCAUGGCCUAUGUAGAUCUGCAGGAAUUCAACACAACCUACAGUGUAGAGGUGGCUGCAUGCACGCAGGCAGGGAGCGGCAUGGUCAGCCCACCAGUCUGGGUGUUUGUGCCAGAGGACAAAUUUGUGGUGCACCCAUCGUCUAGCCCUGACACCACAGUUCCAGACUCAGUUUAUGUUGUGCUGGGUGUUGUGUGCGGUUUCUGCCUUCUGCUGCUUCUUCUCUGGGGCGCUAUCUGUGUACACAACCGGACCUCUGACUCUUGGUUUGGGCGGCUGUUUGGAGGUGGAGAGAAGCUGCAGCCGUUUGUGGAGUACAAACCCCAAAGAUCCUACAAUCGAUCAGCCGUUGGAAUUACACUUGGGAACCUUGGUGUUAGCGAAGAACUCCAGGCAAAACUUCAGGAUGUGAUGGUCACGAGGACAUUGCUCUCCAUAGGAAAGGUUCUUGGAGAGGGUGAAUUUGGGUCUGUGGUGGAGGGACAUUUAAGACAACAGGAUGGAACAUCUGAAAAAGUUGCUGUGAAGACGAUGAAAUUGGAUAGCUUUUCUCAAAGGGAGAUUGAAGAGUUCCUGAACGAGGCGGCCUGCAUGAAAGAUUUCAACCACCCUAAUGUCAUCAGACUGCUCGGCGUGUGCUUGGAAGUAGGAUCCGGACAUUUUCCCAAGCCUAUGGUCAUCCUGCCUUUCAUGAAAUAUGGAGAUCUACAUAGCUUCCUGCUGCGCUCACGCCUGGGAGAGAGUCCAGUGUUUUUGCCCACUCAGACACUCCUGAAGUUCAUGGUUGACAUUGCGUUGGGUAUGGAGUAUCUCAGUGGUCGUAACUUUCUGCAUCGUGACUUAGCGGCUCGCAACUGCAUGCUGCGUGAUGACAUGACAGUAUGUGUGGCAGACUUCGGGUUAUCUAAGAAGAUCUACAGUGGAGAUUACUACAGGCAGGGAAGAAUAGCCAAAAUGCCUGUAAAAUGGAUUGCAGUGGAGAGCCUGGCAGACAGAGUUUUUACAGUAAAGAGUGACGUGUGGGCAUUUGGAGUUACCAUGUGGGAGAUUGCUACACGAGGUAUGACGCCAUAUCCCGGCAUCCAGAACCAUGAAAUUUAUGACUACCUUCUUGAAGGACAGAGACUGAAGCAGCCAUCAGACUGUUUGGAUGAACUGUAUGAGAUCAUGUACAGCUGCUGGAGGGCCGAUCCACUAGACCGACCGUUUUUUACCCAACUACGAGAAAUGUUGGAAAAGCUCACCGAAAAACUCCCAGAGUCUUUCAGCAAGGAUGACAUCAUUUAUAUUAACACCAGCUUUCCUGAAGAGGACCCUGAUGGAGAAACACUCCCUGCAGAACACCCUGUGUUCAACUCGUCACCUUCCUGCAGCCAUCACGCAGCAGAAAACUCUGUCGUUACUGCGGACAUUCACGGGAGCCGGGAGGAUGAGGAGGAUGAGGAUGAUGAUGAUGAUGAUGAUCGCUAUGUGGUGGUGAUCUCCUCUGAUUCCUCCCUCAGAUCUCCUGCAGUGGACACUCCUCUUUUGUCAAGUGAUGCUUUGAGUCAAGCAAAUGGAGACAUGGUUACUGAUGCAACGGCUCCACGUCACAGCUCAAGUGACACUUCUUUCCUGCUGUAAAGAUUGGUACGCAGCAGAUCAAAGCUGCAAUAAAACUGCCACCAUGGUUCAUUGCACUGGGAGCACCUUGAGUUUCUCUGAUGUGGACUUUUUUUUGAAGAAUUGUUACAUAUGCAGUUUAUGCUUUACAUGGCCAGCCUACAUGUCAGUGUUAGGAAUGUUGUCUAUGUGUGUCAACAUCAGACAUGUUCAUGCACAUCUUCCAUAAGCUUAUGAUACACUGAACUGUGAAAUUGUUUACUGUAUUGAAUGUUGUGUUGCAAUGUAAAUAUAGAAAUGUACAGAAUAUUUGUAAAGUGAUAGUAUAUACUGUAAAAUAAAUGAUUCAUAGAUUUCAUUAAGACUACAUUAAAAUAAGAUACAUUUUGCCAA